Dimorphilus gyrociliatus is the source of this 1524-nucleotide messenger RNA. The record is from the annotation of a GenBank genome assembly. NCBI's taxonomy places the organism in Eukaryota, Metazoa, Annelida, Polychaeta, Dinophilidae.
GUUGGCAACUUUAUUUUUAAGAGUUCACAGGGUUCGGAUCAGGAGCACGACAAACUCUUUUUUUUCAGCUAAGGUAGUAAAAUAAUGCCAUCCGAACCAAUUUAGAACAAAUGUAAAAGUUAGGUAGUUACUACUUAAUUACUUUCAACUUAUUUUAUUUUCAGAUAGAAUAGAAUUUUUUUAUCACGAAUAAUCAAUUAUGAAAACUUAUUGUCAUAUAAUUUUUUCAUUUCUAAUUGUAUCUGCCACGUUUUCCGCUAUACCAAAACCUCAUAGAGAAUUAAAUAAAAUUUUAGAAAAGAAACUGAGUGAUAUUGAUCAUGGAGCUGGUGAACUUCACAAUUCCGAGUUCGAUCAUGAAGCUUUCUUAGGAAGGAAUGAGGCUAAAGACUUUGAAAAUUUAUCACCAACAGAAAGCAAAGAAAAACUGGGGAAAAUUUAUGAUAAAAUCGAUAAGGAUGGUGAUGGCUUUGUUACUGAACGAGAACUACGUACUUGGAUACAAUACGUACAAACUCGAUAUACCUCCACAGACACUGAUAACCAUUGGAAAGACUUUAAAAACGAUUUACAAGAUAAUUUGUUAAACUUUGAAAGUUAUAAAAGAAUAACUUACGGACCAGGUAGCGAAACUGAAGAAGAUGAUGAAAGUGUCAAAAAUCUUAUUAAAAGAGAUGAAAGAAGGUGGAAUAAGGCUGAUUUAAAUAAUGAUAGUUUGUUAAGUAGAGAAGAAUUUGUGUACUUUCUACAUCCGGAAGACGCAGAAUAUAUGAGAGAUGUUGUUGUUGAUGAAACUAUUGAGGACAUUGAUAGAAAUGGUGAUGGUAAAAUAGAUAUUGAAGAGUUUAUAAGAGAUUUAUGGCGUGAAGAGGACGAAGAAGGGGAUGGAAGUGAACCAUCGUGGAUUAAGGAAGAAAGGGAUCAGUUUAUAAAUUAUAGAGAUAAGAAUAAAGACGGUUUUAUGGAUCGUGACGAAGUAAAAGAUUGGAUAAUACCUGAAGAUUACGAUCAUUCUGAUUCAGAAGCCAAACAUUUAAUUCAAGAAGCGGAUAUUAGUAAGGACGGGAAAUUAACCAAAGACGAAGUGUUAGAAAAGUACGACCUAUUUGUUGGAAGUCAAGCAACUGACUUUGGAGAAGCAUUAGGAAGACACGAUGAGUUUUAAGCAUAUCUUUCAUUUCCCUUACGUUUUGUCUUGUUUGCUUCUUUUUUUACUUCAAUAUUUAAGAACAAUCUUUGACUUAGUUUUUCCCGCCGAUUUCUCUAAAUUAUACAAACUGAAUGAAUUUUUGGUAGAAUAGGUAAAAAAAAUAACAGAGAAAAGAGCAAACAAAAAAACUAUGUUGGUGCUUUUAGUUUCAACGAAGAAGAAACUUGAAAAAAAUUGAAGUUUCUCCUUAUCAGUAUUAGUAUAUUUUUUAUAAAUACAUUGAAUAUUAACUAAAAAUAUCAAAAUAUUCUAAAUUUCUUCUCAUUUUAAGAUGAAAAUAAUUGCGAUUGUUAUUCCCAUUCGCAAAAAAACAC